Molecule: messenger RNA, 7947 nt
Organism: Choloepus didactylus (southern two-toed sloth)
Lineage: Eukaryota; Metazoa; Chordata; Mammalia; Pilosa; Megalonychidae
Gene: ZNF746
Product: zinc finger protein 746
Exons: 7
Coding region: 327-2294 (655 amino acids)
Biological process (GO): regulation of DNA-templated transcription
Source: RefSeq, a predicted model, not a curated record
GGGCUGUGCGUGCCGCGCUGCCUCCAGGAAGCCUCACGGGCCUUCCCUCCUCCGGGGCCGCGGGAGCCGGGCUCCCAGGAUGCAGUGUGGACCGGCCGGGCGCUGACGGCGUCCGCGGCGGGUCUGUGGGCGAAACGAACGAGCAGGGCGGGCCUAGUCGAGGAGCCCGGGCGAGCGCCGGCGGCGGCGGAGGAGGAGGCCGCCGAACCCGCGGCACCGCCUACGGAGAGGGCCAGGCGGCCAGGCCCUGCGUGUGGCCGCGCACGGCGGCGGGCGGCGGCGGCGGCGGCGACUUCCUCCGGGCCCGGGCCGGACAGCUCAGGGCCAUGGCCGAGGCGGCUGCGGCUCCGAUUUCUCCAUGGACAAUGGCUGCUACAAUUCAGGCCAUGGAGAGGAAAAUUGAGUCGCAGGCUGCUCGCUUGCUUUCCCUAGAAGGUCGAACUGGCAUGGCGGAGAAGAAGCUGGCGGACUGUGAGAAGACGACCUUGGAGUUUGGGAACCAGCUGGAGGGCAAGUGGGCCGUGCUGGGGACCCUGCUGCAGGAGUACGGGCUGCUGCAGAGGCGGCUGGAGAACAUGGAGAACCUGCUGCGAAACAGGAACUUCUGGAUCCUGCGGCUGCCCCCGGGCAGCAAGGGGGAGGUCCCCAAGGUGCCCGUGACCUUUGAUGAUGUGGCCGUGUAUUUCUCUGAGCAGGAGUGGGGCAAACUGGACGAGUGGCAGAAGGAGCUCUACAAGCACGUGAUGAGGGGCAACUAUGAGACCCUGGUCUCUCUGGAUUAUGCCAUCUCCAAGCCUGAGGUCCUCUCCCAGAUUGAACAAGGGAAGGAACCAUGCAACUGGCGUCGCACUGGCCCCAAGGUUCCAGAUGUUCCUGUGGACCCAAGUCCAGGCUCAGGGGCUCCAGUUCCUGCACCUGACCUCUUAAUGCAGAUCAAGCAGGAGAGUGAACUUCAGCUCCAAGAGCAGCAGUCUCUGGGGGUGGAGGCAUGGGCAGCCGGACAGCCAGACAUCGGGGAAGAGCCCUGGGGCCUCAGUCAGCUGGACUCAGGAGCAGGAGACAUCUCUACGGAUGCUACCCCCGGUGUCCAUUCCAACUUUUCAACCACUAUCCCACCCAGUUCCUGGCAGGCAGAUCUCCCUCCCCACCAUCCUUCUUCAGCAUGCUCAGAUGGGACCCUGAAGCUCAGCACAGCAGCCUCCACUGAAGCAGAUGUAAAAAUUGUGAUAAAAACAGAAGUCCAGGAGGAGGAGGUGGUGGCCACACCAGUGCAUCCUACUGACCUAGAGGCUCACGGAACCCUAUUUGGACCAGGCCAAGCCACAAGGUUUUUCCCGAGUCCUGUCCAAGAAGGAGCCUGGGAAAGCCAGGGCAGUUCCUUCCCCAGCCAGGACCCUGUGCUGGGGCUGAGAGAGCCGGGCCGGCCUGAGAGGGACAUCAGUGAGCUCAGCCCUGCAGUGGCCCAGGAAGAAACCCCCCAAGCCGACUGGCUCUUUGGCGGAGUCCGGUGGGGCUGGAAUUUCAGGUGUAAGCCUUCUGUGGGUCUGAACCCGAGGACUGGGCCUGAGGGGCUCUCAUACUCCUCUCCCGACAAUGGAGAGGCUGUCCUGGACCCCAACCAGGCCCCGAGACCUUUCACUGAGCCCUGUAAAUACCCUGGCCGGACAAAAGGCUUUGGCCACAAGCCAGGGCUUAAGAAGCACCCAGCAGCGCCCCCCGGGGGCCGCCCCUUCACGUGCGCCACGUGCGGUAAGAGCUUCCAGCUGCAGGUCAGCCUGACCGCUCACCAGCGCAGCUGCGGGCUGCCCGACGGGGCGGCCGCCCCAGCGGCAGGAGCCACAGGAGCCGCCGCGGCGGGGGGCAGCGCGAGGGACGCGAGCGCCCUGCGGUGCGGAGAGUGUGGGCGCUGCUUCACCCGGCCCGCACACCUCAUCCGGCACCGCAUGCUCCACACGGGCGAGCGGCCCUUCCCCUGCACCGAGUGCGAGAAGCGCUUCACGGAGCGCUCCAAGCUCAUCGACCACUACCGAACCCACACGGGCGUGCGGCCCUUUACCUGCACCAUCUGUGGCAAGAGCUUCAUCCGCAAGGACCACCUGCGGAAACACCAGCGCAACCACGCAGCGGGUGCCAAGGGGCCGGCCCGAAGCCAGCCACUUCUGCCCCUCCCCACCGGCCCCCCAGACCCCUUUAAGGGCCCUGGCCCUAAAGGACCCUUGGCCUCAACAGACCUUGUGACUGACUGGACUUGUGGCCUAAGUGUCCUGGGACCCACUGACGGCAGUAGCCUGUGAGGGACCCCCGCCCCCUAGAGACGGGCUGAGCUGUUUCCCACCUCAGCACAAGGAGUCCUCGUGACUGCUGCAGGCUCACAAAAUUUUAAAGUACCAUUUCCAGACGUCAGGGUGGUAGUAAGAGCCUAGAGGCAGAAAUAGAGACUGUGGGAGAACCAAACUUAAAAGUUGCUGAACUGAUCACUGGAAAAAGAAACUAUCAAACAAUACAGCUUCUACCUAUAAACAAAGUAGAAUUCUCUGAUUGUGAAAUUGAGCAUCAUAGAAUUUUAAGUAAUUUAAUUAUGAAAUCUUUUUUUUUAAAUUCUUGAGGAAAAAGCUGGAAAAUAGUGGUAGCACCAAUUUAAAUUUUGUAGCAUACUUUUGGUUUUCAAAGCGUGUGUUCAUGUCGACUGUGUCCUUGCCAAGUCUGGGUAGUGAGUGUGUUGGAAAGUUGGCUACCUGGGGAGAGGAGGGGAGAAAGGACCUGGUGGCUCCCCUGGGCCCCCUGACUCCUGGCGAAGGGGUGGGCUUGGCACACAAUACUGUUGGCAGCUGAGACUCUGCUCUGCCCAGGGGCUGGCUGGUCAGGGGCUGAACCCCUGAGUCCCUGGGAAGUGAGUACAAAUGGGUGCUGUGGAACCCCAGCCUCAUCUCAGCAGGGAGAAAGACUUAUCGAGGAGCAUUCCAUUAAACAUUCCCCAGCUUGCCUCUCCACCUGAAAAGGCCCCCCGAAAACUACUGGCCCUGUUUGUGUUUCUCGGGCCAUCUGUAGCACCUAUCGAAAGGGAACUUGGUGAUGUUGCCCCUGUUAUCUUAACUCCUGGGCCUCCUAAAGGAGAGGUGUCUGAAAGCAUAAUGUUAGGUUUGGAGAGGUGAAGAAACGGAGGUGUGGGGAAUCAAACCCUCGCACACCUAGUUAACUGGCAGAGCCAGCAAUAAAACCUGGCCUGCGAGCUUCCACGUAGGGCUGCUUUCCACUCCAGCAAGAUGCUUCUGUUUCCUUUUCCUUUUGUGUAGUGACAGUCUUUUCGUUUUUAAAAUGCUUUCACAUCACAUCUCAUUUGAUCAUUAACGUGACUUUGUGAAGCAGGCAGGAUGGGUAUCAUUUUUUUUAGAGAUGAGGAGAAAAAUUGCUCAAAGAGGACACAUCUCAGCUUCUUACUGAGUGGUGUGUCAAGAGGUGCAAAAAGCCACAAGUCCAUCCUCCUGGAACAUCAGUUUGGGGGAGAAAAGGUUUUAAUUUUUGCUAUUUUAAAAGAUUUGACCCACACCUGCAUGAGUAAAAUCAUCACACCUCAAAGAAACUUCUGCUUGCCCCAGCUGCUUUAGCUGAGUACCAGCCACCUUGGUAUAUAUGUCACUCCAAUGUUAGGGAUACUUGGAGGCAGAGUUUGAGAAGAAGUGGCUUGCUCAUUUCUCAUGACUGAUAUCUUAAAGGUGGAAUUAGAAAUGGAUCCAGCCUUCUUGAUUCUGCCACAGUGCUGUCUCUGCCAUGUGAAUAUCCAUUCUUGUUUUGUCGAAGCAGCCACUGGUUCUCCUACCCAAGAUGGGUAACUUGUUUCCCCUGCAGGAGGGAGAGACCAUGGCUUUCAUUCAGCUCCCUCAUGCGUACUUUUAUUAGGCGAUAGACUAGUUAAGAAAAUUGUUUCUAUGUACUGUAUAUUUUGUACCUGUUUACACUUCUAAUAUUGAUAUAACUGAUAUUUUGAAAAACAAAUAAACAGAAAACAUUCUGUUAAAAUAAAACCUAACCAGCAUCAAGGCAGUUUGGUGGGUUCCAUUCUUAGAGCUGUGUCUUUGGUGCUGAUGCCUCCGAACAUGCCCCCAAGGGAGCUGUCUCAUCAGCCAUCCUUCUGCACCUGGUUGCCUUGGAUCCCAGAGAGGUGACUGUCCUGAGAACUAGGAAUGGAAGGAUCCUGGAGAAGUUUGAUUCCAUGGGCAUGAACUGACAUUUGGAAGGGAAAACGAAAACACACCUCAAGUCACUUUGUUUCAGAACAUAAGCAUGAUUUAUGUAAUUUAGUUUUAUAUAAUUUGGUAGAGUAGACCUGAAGAUAGGAAGGUCUGGGAGAAAAAUUGCAAAGUUUCAAAGAAAAAUGGAUGUUCCAUGUUUUCUUGCAUCCGUUGGCUAAGGAAGGAGGUGAUGAAGGGAUUGACGAUGUCUGUAGUUGUAAUCAUACCUGAUCUUGCAGCAGAGUCCAUCAGAUGUUGCAUGAGCAUAGUGGAAGAGAACUGGGAAUGAGUGGCCUACUACUUGCUAGCUGUGUGACCUGGAGCAAGUCACAACUUCUCGUCCAAAUUAUUAAUGUAUAUAUCAAGGGGAUUGUAUUCGGAGAUCUUAAAGGUCCUUCCAGUUCUGCAACUUUGAAGUCCUGUGGUCCUAGGAAAGAGCACCGUGUCAAUCAAACAUCAACCCAGAAGGGGACAAGUAUCAGGACAUGGACAAGAGCCAAGGGACCUGCAACUGAGUAGGAACCCAGGAAUGUGCCUUAGCCCUGGAUUUAAAGGAAAGAAGGGAUGGGAAUAGAGAGAUGUGUUUUGGAAAAAGGCAGAUGAGGUGCUUGCUAUGCCUUUAAGGGCCCCAGCACUUUUUCAGCCUGGAGUAUGCAGUCCUCUAAAUAAGUCUCUCUCCAGUCUCACUUUCUCACAGCUGGUAGAGUUAUCUUUGCAAAACAUAAAUCUGCUCAUGUCCUCUGCUUUCCAAACAACUCCCUGCCCAUUGGACGGCUCAUUGUGCAAACUGCCCUGUAGCCUCAUCCACCACUACCACCCCCUUCAGGCAGGAAACUGCUCUCAAAGAGCUUCUGCCCAGGAAAGCCCAUCUGACAAGGAUGCCUUCCCAGAACUCUCUGCACAUACUUCUAAUGCAGUACUUAACCCCACUGCACCAUAAUCGUUUGUGGUGGGUGAAAGGGGGAGCAUGAGCUCAACAGCCCCAGAAGAGUGGUGACAAGACUUUAGAGGCCUGUAGAAUUACUUUGGGUAAUAGUGUCCAGCCCAUAGAUAAAACCUGACAGGUAAAUGGCCAAGGAAAGCAGGUGACCAUACCAAAGUGGAGGAAAGCAGUUCUUAGCUCCCUUGCUGGUCCAGGAAGCCGAAAUCCUGGGAUGGGAAUGGGAGGAGGCACAGCUAACCCUGCAGGCCACUCAGGAAUCUUAGAGGCUUCACACAACUCGAUUUGAUAAUCUGUUUUCUCAUUCUUUAAAAAGAAAUCAAAACAUCAAGUCUCAAAUGGAAAAGCACCAUCACAGGCCACAGAGCUUGGAGAGUCAGGGCACCCACUCCACGACUAUUUCCUGAGCGCCAGCUGGGAACAGGGCAAACAUGGUCACUGCCUCUUAUGAAGCUUCUAGAGGGCAAAUGAAGAGUUGCGUGCUGGCUGUGUGUUCAAUUUUGUUUAAUUUUAUUUUCAAAUGAUUUUGAGAAAUUUUUAAAAUACAAAAUUAUACAGGGAAUAAUCAUUCAACAAAUAUAUGUGACACCUAUUACAUGCCAGGCAGAUAUCCAUAUUCCCACCAACCAGAAUUAACAGUUGUUAACUUCUUAUAUCAUGUUUGCAGUCUUUUGGGUCAUAGUCUUUUGGCGAAAAAUGUAAAAUAAAAUUUCCAUUAAUUUUUGCUGCCUAGGGCAUGGGAGUGGGACAACGAGAAGGAACAGGAGUGAGAUCUCAACAGGCCCAGUGUGGUGGCGGCUGAGGCUGACAAUGCUUCACUCCCCUCUCCCACCCUGACUUUCUUCUGAGCUUGUCCAUCUGUCUCACUAGGCAUGUCUCCAGUAUUUGGAAGUCAAUUGGGAAUUCCUUUGGUGUCUGCCCAACUCACGGUGCCACUCCACCAUCUCCCUCAGUCCUCUCUUAUGCAUCCUCACGCUCUUAUCCACAGGCUCUGCAUGCAGGACUUUGGUAUAUCAUGGCCAGAACCCCAGACCACAGUUGACUAAAGAUGACCCCUGCUUUUCUGGCUUGGGUGCUGUUCUUCAAGAAAUAAAACAUUGGAGAACCAGGUUUGUGCAGGAGUUGUCAAGUUCACUGUGAGACAUCUAGAAGGAGAUGCCCAAUCAGUAGUUAGGGAGACCAGACAAACACUAUGGAAUGAGAAAGACCCGUCACUGCUCUACUAACUUCCCGGGAACCCUAGUUCUGCCACUGCUCUGAAACAUCUAGCUCAAGCUAAAUCCCUGGUAGUCCCUUCCAGUGUUGUUUGCUGCUGUUACAAAUUACCACAAACUUAGUGGCUUAAAUCAAAUUUAUUAUCUUACAGUUCUGGAGGUCAGAAGUCCAAAUGACUCUUAUGGGGCCAAAAUCAAGGGGUCAGCUGGGCUGCACUCCUUGUCUCCUGGUCCCGUCCUCCAUCUUCAAAGGGAAUCACCCUAGCCUCUGCUUCUGUCAUCAUCUUUUUCUGUCUUUAAUCCUCUUGCCUCCAUUUUACAGAGACCCUUGCAAUGGCACUGGACCCACCCAGAUUAUCCAGGUUAACCUCUCCUUCUCAGGAUUCUUAAUCACAUCUGCAAAGUCCCUUUUGCCAUGUAGGGUAUCAUAUUCACAGGUUCCAGGAAUUAGAAUAUGGAUGUCUGCAGAGAGCCAGUAUUCAGCCUGCCACGCUUACCAAAUCUCAACGCAUUCCUCAUUGCCUCUCUGAGGCUAGGCUGAAUGCUCCCUGGGGCUUUGGCAUGGAAAUAACUGUUUCAAAAUUAGAACAUUUGAGGCUCAUUCUUCCCAGCCAUUCCUUCAUCUCUGCCACCUAUCAAAAGGUACCCAUCUUCUGCCUGCCUCCUUUUGAUAUCUUUUUUGACUUUCAUCUUUUUACUACUUUGUUUUCUUAUCCCCAUUCUGAAGGUGGAUGGCCCCCCUCUGUCCCGACUCUCCAUCCUUAACUAGCAAUGCUGCAUCAUCAUCGUUUUCUCAGAUGGGCUGAAGACAAGGUAGGUCAAGCUGCACCUCAACCAUUUUAACAGCAUUAAGAUCUUUGAAGUUGUUCUGUCCACUUAUAACUACUCUUUUGUUUCUCCAUCCUUGGGGAAAUACCCUUCCUCUUUUAAGGCUAUGUCACCUAUCUCUCCUUGUCUCACAAUUAUCGGGCAUUCUCCCAUAUUAUUGAAGGCUUGUCAGAAGAUUUCUUGGAACUCAAGUCUGUAACUCCCACCCCCACCAUGCCCCAAUCCAUCUCUCAGGGUUAUCUUUCUACUUGGGAAUUCUGUUCACUAUCACUUCCUGGUUCAAAGUCCUCCAGUGACUCCUCAUCAUCUGCCAGUUAAAAUCCAUACUUUAGCCAGGCACAUCCUUAGAUAGCUCCUUCCUUGUUCUCAUCUCCCCUUCCUCUUCUUGCAUCUUUCCCUUUAGAUAAACUGAUCCACUUGCCCUUCCCUGAGCACCAUGCUCUUUCAUGUCUUUGUUUCCACUGCUCACAUCCCUCCUCACCCCCAGUCUGCAUAGUGCACGUCUGACUCCUGUUUCUUCAGGUCUUGGCUCAAAGUGUCACCCAGAGUUCCCUGAUCUCUGCAGGUGGAAUUAAUGACUCUCCUGUGUUUGCCACUGGCCCUUUCUCAGGCUCCUCUGUCACCUUGUUAGGCCCUCCCUUACUUUGUAUAUAAUGUGUUCCUGAAAAUGUGUAUAUAAGUUGUCUGUAUCAAAAGAAAGUAAUAAACUUAUAAACCAUAAUGAUGGCUUUCUUCC